CUGAGCGAGGUCAGGGAUUGAACCCAUAACCUCAUGGUUUCUAGUAGGAUUCGUUUCCGCUGCGCCACAACGGGAACUCCUGUAUCAUUUCUGGCAUUAGACACAGUAUAACCUGUGCCUUUCUGAUUAAACAGUUGCCAGUUCAUACUAUAUAACUCUUAAUGACUAGAUUUGCGGUUUUGUCCUGUGGUGUCUUGAGGCUGAACAUACCCAAGUGUGACACCCUAUGUUUCAACACACCCUCUUGCUAACACUCCUGAAGGUUGUCGUGCAUGGAAAUCAAAUUCUUACUCACCACUCUGCUAUCUAAAAAGAUACUUGCUAGGAAAAAAAAAAAAGUAAAAAGAUUCUUGCUUCCAUUCUUUCCAUCCCCACAGGGAAGUCAUGUUUUUAAAAUGAUGUAUAAACACAGAAGUGAUGGUGCUUUAAGUGGUUUGUCAUCAGAAUGGCCAGAGUCAAUGACAUUUGUAUCCACCAUGUCUUAUGGAUAACAUUUAGCAAUGGCCUUGAGGGGAAAACCAGAUGAGUUUUUUGCUAUGCCAUAGAAAGUUCACAUCCAAUUAUACCCAAGUCUCCAUGAUUUUUUUCCUUCUCUCCUGAUUUUUCUUGUUCAGAGCUCAAAAAGGGCCCUUAAACCCCAUCAGGCAGACUGCUCAAAAUUGCAAGUGUUCCUGAUUGCCAUAGAAGAUAGGCUUUUGUUGGGGGAGCAUCUGGAAGUUACGUGCCAUUGAGGGGGUAAUGGAGACUCUCAGUGUCAGUGCUACGUGGGAGGCCAUGAGGAGUGGUGACGUUGAAGGAAUUUAGGCAGGUCCUAGGGUUUUCCCAACAGUUACCAAGAAUGAGCUCUCCUUUCAUCUUUGAGUGCACCGCAGUGCAGUGUACACCAAGGUUCCUGAUCUGUGUCCUCUGCCAAGCAAGCUGUGACUUUGGGUUGGCUGUGUCUUUGUUCCUUGAGCUCCUCUUUCUUGUGUCCACCUUAUCUUUCAGAGAGAUUCCACUGUACUUUGAUACGCAAUUGUAUGACCAUCUGAAGCCCAUUUUCCUGUCUUACUUGCUGGUUAAAAGAAUAAAAAUAAUGAGAUUUGGUCAUUUCCUUCACUUCCCUCCCCUUUGCAAAAGCAACUGGUGAAAUGGAAGGAAAAAAGCUGAAAGCAACCAGACUGGACCUUUGGCAAAUAAUACAGAUGGCAAAUAUAUCUCCUUUGGAGUAAAACAUUAGUCUGAUAAUUUUUGGCAGUUCAGAUAAGAUCAUUUUAACCCUGGAGAUUUGCUUUAGGUUCAACAAGUUAGUUUUUUCUACAAAUUAACAUUUUUGGGGCGUUUCCACUGUGGCAUGGUGGGUUAAAGACCAGGUGUUGCCUCUGUGGUGCUGCUUGUUAGAUCCCUGGCCCAGCACAGUGGGUUAAAGAUCUGGUGUCUGUCUAUAGCUGCAGCUCGGAUUCGAUCCCUAGCCUGGGAACUUCCAUAUACUAGCAGGUGUGACCAUUGCUAUUGUCUAAAGCAUUGUACAACUGGUUGUAAAGAUUUUGAUCAAAGUAAAAGCGUUUGUCAAUAGAAAAGGGACUUUAUCUUCAAAACCUGGUAAAAUUUAUGAUGGUUUUUCGCUUCCCUACAAUGUUUUCCUGUGGUUAAAAGUAAUUGCAGUGAUUAAUCUGUUUUAUUGCAAGUUUUAACUAAAAGGAUAUAACUGAACUUCCUGGAGCAUGAGAGAGUCUGCAUCCAUCCCCAGUCAUGAGGCUGACAGUCUUUGUUUGCUACAGAGUAACAAACGGAAACUACAGGCUCACUCCAUCUUUCUUGUAACUCAGCCAGAUAAGCUGACUGCAGACCAAACAAUAAUGUCAUGGGGACACCCAUCAGGGAAUGCAUUAGCAAGUGAAAAAAGGGAACAAUACAAACCAUAUUUCACUUUCCUUUAUCUUGACUUACUGAGGACACACUGAAUUAUUUUCUGUAACUUGCUGGAUGUCCCCCAGUGUUCAGACUUUAAGUAUUUUGUUCAUAGAUGAAAAUCAAUCAACUCAUUUCUUCUCUAAGGACCAAAGGAUGUAAUAUAUUCUCUUUUAGUUUCUCCAAGUUAUUCAGCACCAUACAGGUAGACCGGGAAGGGAUUCCAGAAGUAUUAGUGGGAAAUUCUGGAUGUAUAGAUAAUUCCAGAACACUUCCUUGUCCCUUUAAGAUAGGUCUCUCAAAUGUAAGCAGAUGCUUCCGUCUGCCUGCCGUGCCAGUCAGCGCCUGACCUGCAUACUUAGGGUCUGCCACAAGCAAGGUUAGGAGAGUGGGGAUGGGGUAAGAGUGAGAGGUGGAAUGUGACUUGGAUCUCUUUUGUCUACAUUUUAGGGGAUUUUUAUUUGGUGUUGGAGAUGUGAGCAUUUGCUUCACUCAAAAACCUGCCAGCAAAUGGUACUGAGCCUUGAAAUGAGUUUGAAAAUAAGAGGCUGCUUAGUAAAAAACAUGGAUGCUAUGUCCUCCUUGUCCCGUGAGGUUUUGCUCUAGGUUCACCCAGAAUAGUGAGGAGGAGGGUCGAAGGGGGUGGGAGGAGCUGUUGGUUAAUUUGAGUUUGAAUGCCAUUUCUUAUGUUCUCACAGUUUUGAAAACUGCUUAUAGUAAUAUUUACACUUGUCAUUUUAAGCAUGUGAAGCCUGUUAAAUGGCAUUCAAGGAAGUUAUCCUGAAAAACAACAGAACUGAUCACGUUUCAUGUGGUUGAAAUAUUAUGGAACUGAUCAUCAGAGCCACAAUUUGACAUAGCAGAAGAUAAGCUGUAGGGGGGAAGAAACCAAAAAUAUAAUGGCCAUUGGGAAUAAUUGAGUCUGGGCCAAUUGAAGCUCAAUAUUUGUUUUUUAUCAUUGAUACUUAAUCACUUAUUCCAGGUUAUUUAAUCCUUAGCAUCUAAUGUAUUUUAGGAAAACUUUGGUGUUCAGACAAUGGAAAUAUUGGUUGAAAGAAGCUAAAACUAACAAAUACUAGAAAAAUAAAGAGCUGGGCUGAACUAAAGUGGCAGAAGAAAUGACAGUGACUGCUAACAUGAACAUUUCUGAAAAAUACUGUCUUUUCGUUCAGAUAUUUGAAACAAAACAAAAAAGGCACAAGGAAACCGUUUACUAUUCACCAGUAAAAGAUAAAUCUAGCCCGAAGAUGUCUACUGAAGAAGCAUCAAAGUCAUGCAUUUCUCCCUUUUUUUUUUUUUUUUCUCAAGGGUUACCUUUUGUUUUUGAAACAAACCCAAAUUGGUUGGAGAAAAAUGGAUAAGCACAUGUAGAAUCAAAGAUUCAUAGAAUUGAAAGGAACUUUGAGCCGUGAUCCUCACCCAGUUUUUUUUACUCUGGUACUGGGAUAGUGGAUUUUUACAUUCGCUACAAAUGUCUGUCAAUUACAUGUAAUUCCUAGCAUCCAGCUCUAACUCCCUCCUUUUCUCUCUGAAAGCGUGUUUUCAGAAUGCCUUUGAAGGAGGGGAUGUUGUUAUCCAUGUAAUCUUGAAUCAAUUUUAAUUUAGAAAACAAAGUCUGUCACUUGGAUAGAGGCAGCCCUUUGAUCUUAUAUAGAAGAGGCUUAAAACUAUUGCCUUUGGAAUGGAUAAGCAAUGAGAUCCUGCUGUAUAGCACUGGGAACUAUAUCUUGUAAUGAAGCAUGAUGGAGGAUAAUGUGAAAAAAAGAAUGUGUGUGUGUGUGUGUGUUUGUGACUGGGUCACUUUGCUGUACAGUAGAAAACUGACAGAACACUGUAAACCAACUGUAAUAGAAAAAAUAAAAAUCAUUUAAAAAAAAAAGGAGAGGCUUUGUCUGAUUGGCUCUGGGAGUGGGGGGCUUUAUCCAGUUUGUGUAUUUCUUGGGGGUGAGGCUGGUAUAGGGAGCUGAUGGAUACAGUGAGCCUGUGUACUUCAGUCUCCCCAGACGCAACCACUGAUUUGGAAAUUGGGAGCUGUAUUAAUAACUCAUUACCUGUUAGUCUUCUGAGCCAGUUCCAACACACCUGAUUUCAGAAAGUUAAACAAACAAACAAAACAACAGGAGAAAUCUUAAAAGGUCAGUUUGGUUUGCCCUCCAAAUGUGACAGAGUUAUUAAAUAUAUCUGUCUGCAAGUCCUUGAGAGGCAUUAAACAGAGUAGUUCACUAGUCGGUAAACUUCGCAUACAGAUGCUUCUGCAGUCAUAUUUGAUUAUGCCAUGAGGGAAAGUGAGUGCUUCUUACUAGUAUGCCCCAGAUUUUCAUUUUGUAGAUUUGUGGCAUGGGUGUUUUUUACAGCAUGUUUUUAUUUCUAAAUUCUCACACAGUUCUUGUUUUAGCACUCUUCCGGUUCUAUUUGCAGGUUAAAAUGGCAGACCUAUUUUUCCCCCCCCCUGGGCAAGUGUUCUCCCCUGUAUGUAGCUUUCUGGAGUUGUUUUUAUACCCGAAAAUGUCAGGGGCAAGGAGAAGAGAGAAUUAUUCUAAGCUUUCAAAGACCAGGACGCUAAUACGUCAAAGAAGACAAGGGAUUGCGCAGCGAUGUACAGCUAUCAAGUACCACUUUUCUCAGCCGAUCCGCUUACGAAACAUUCCUUUCAAUUUGACCAAGACAAUACAGCAAGAUGAAUGGCACCUGCUUCAUUUAAGAAGAAUCACUGCUGGCUUCCUGGGCAUGGCUGUGGCCGUCCUGCUCUGUGGCUGCAUCGUAGCCACGGUCAGCUUCUUCUGGGAGGAAAGCCUGACUCAGCACGUGGCCGGACUCCUCUUCCUCAUGACAGGAAUAUUUUGCACCAUUUCCCUCUGCACUUACGCUGCCAGCAUCUCCUAUGAUUUGAACCGGCUCCCGAAGCUAAUUUAUAGCCUGCCUGAUGAUGUGGAACAUGGCUACAGCUGGUCUAUCUUUUGUGCCUGGUGCAGUUUAGGCUUUAUUGUGACAGCUGGAGGUCUCUGCAUCGCUUACCCAUUGAUUAGCCGGACCAAGAUUGCACAUCUAAAGUCUGGCAGGGACUCCACAGUAUGACUGUCCACGCUCAAGUUCACUGCUCGGUGGCCCGUCCACGGUGCGGACCACUCUCGAAGGGGACGGAGCAGAGUUCGAGUCAGCAUCCUAAGCACAAAACCGGUCUUUUUUGUCAUAGACCAAAAACGGUCAUUCCAGCCUGUUGCCUGCCAGCCCCUUCUGGAUGACUGAUAGCAAAUCCUGCUAAACCUCCAUACCUUUCCAAGGACGAAACUACAGCGGAUUCAAGUGCUUUAAUGACUAUUUAUGCUUUGACUGUGAGGUGUGGGGAGCAGUGCCAUGGAGCAUUUGAAUUUGGAACAAGAGGGGACCUCGAUGGAAAAAUUUGUAUGAUGGCCAUUUAUUUCAGAAAGUUUGUAUAUAACAAUUACCCGAGAGUCAUUUCUAUUUGCAAAGGGAUUCAUAACAAAGCGAGUAUCAUUUUCUUGUCAUUGGACCGUGCUUGUUAAAUUUUAAUGCGGCACCUUCAGAACUUGUCCUAAUGGUGUCUUGUUGUGUCAGCACCAAGUAUUUGUGCAUUAUUUGUGGAUGUUCCUUGUGACAGGAAGGUUCUUCUGUUGCCUUAUUUAUUUUUAAUUGAAGUCUUUUCUUCGUCUUUAUGCUGGUAUCAAAAAUCAUAAGAGAAACAGAUCAACCGUGGAAGAACUAAUCUGUAAUACUAUGCAGUAUUUGAAGUCCUGUCUAUCGUUCAACCUGUCUCUUUAUGUUAACUGGAUUUCUGCAUUAAACAACUGCCCCCUUGUUAA
Messenger RNA from Sus scrofa (pig), 5711 nucleotides. NCBI's taxonomy places the organism in Eukaryota, Metazoa, Chordata, Mammalia, Artiodactyla, Suidae. The record is from RefSeq and is a predicted model, not a curated record.